CUGUCGUGUGAAUACAACAAAAGUGACUUGCCAUCCACAACCCUAAACCAACCAACUCUUCCCCCUCCCUUAUAUAUCUUGUUCAGGACUUGUCUCUGCUGUGCUUGAUGUUCAAGAUUUCUCUCAGCAAAAUAUCACCACCAAAAUCCUCAGCCUCCAUCCACACCUUAACAAACCGCACCACUCUCUCUCCCAUCCAUCCCAUGGAGGAUUCUUCAGCAGGUGAUGACACCAAGAACACUUGCCCCCGCGGUCACUGGAGACCUGCCGAGGAUGAAAAGCUUCGCCAACUCGUUGAACAAUACGGUGCUCAGAACUGGAAUUCAAUUGCUGAGAAGCUCCAAGGAAGAUCAGGAAAAAGUUGCAGAUUGAGGUGGUUCAACCAGCUUGAUCCAAGAAUUAACAGAAGGCCAUUCACAGAAGAGGAAGAAGAGAGGCUACUUGCAGCUCACAGAGUUCAUGGGAACAAGUGGGCCCUCAUAGCAAGGCUCUUCCCAGGUAGAACUGAUAAUGCUGUGAAGAAUCACUGGCAUGUCAUCAUGGCAAGGAAGCAGAGGGAACAGUCCAAGUUAUCUGGGAAGAGAAGCUUCCAAGACCUUUAUGAUGAUUCCAACACUUCCAUUCAUCAUUUCCCUGAUCACAAGAGACUCAAAUCUCAUCAAGACCUUUUGUUCAGCACAAGAAUUGGGUUAGAGAAUGGAAGAUUCUUUGACUUCAGGUCCCACAUCGAGAAAGUUAGGAAUAAGUUAGUUUCAGAUACUCCUUCUAGUUCUCUUGCCUCUUGGAAUUUUGCAUCUGUUCCAAUAACCACCUCAAACAGUUAUCCUAUUAUGGAUUCAGUUAGAAAAUUAGGAACUUCCUCUGAUGCUAAUUAUCUCUUGGAAUGUUCCAGAAGCUCAUCAGAUAGAUUUGUUUAUAGAAUUUGUCCAAAUCCUACUACCACUACUUCAUUCUCCCUUCCAAAUUACAAGAGGGUUGUUCCAAAUCCCUUUGGAUGUUUAGGUUCUUCUGAUGAUCAUGGAAGGAUAGAGAGGGACUUGAUGAGUUUCUGUGAUAACUCAUCCACAUUGAGCAAGUUGAGAGCUUCGGCGGAGGAGAAACAGCAAGAAGAUUAUGAAGCUAGUGUUGAGCACAAAGAAGUUCCUUUCAUUGAUUUUCUUGGUGUGGGUGUCCCUUCAUCAUCAUAAAUAUGGAUGAAAGUAUUUAAGUAUUUAACUUCUUGUAGAAUAUGUCCACUACAGUUUAGCUUUCUAGUUGUCACUACCAAAUAGCAAAUUUAGUAUUUAUGUUGGCGCAGACACAAAGCUCUCACUAUAAUGCAUGUAUUAUUAUUUUUUUUCUCAGAAUCAAUUCUGAAAUUUAGAUGCUACUCAAAUUCACAUGAUGAAGCUUCACCACAUAAUUGAUUCUGACUUUAGAAUUAGUUGUAAUUUUGAGGCCUUUCAAUUCAGUUGCAAGAGUGCUGCCUCAUUUUCUA
Messenger RNA from Lotus japonicus, 1477 nucleotides. RefSeq names its product transcription factor MYB10-like. Gene Ontology annotation, biological process: regulation of DNA-templated transcription. Gene Ontology annotation, molecular function: DNA-binding transcription factor activity, RNA polymerase II-specific; RNA polymerase II cis-regulatory region sequence-specific DNA binding. Gene Ontology annotation, cellular component: nucleus. The transcript is spliced from 2 exons. The record is from RefSeq and is a predicted model, not a curated record. Bases 108 to 1187 code for a protein of 359 amino acids. NCBI's taxonomy places the organism in Eukaryota, Viridiplantae, Streptophyta, Magnoliopsida, Fabales, Fabaceae.